AUGGUCGGAUCGUGAGACUCAGAGUCGAGUCUUUCAGCCAACAAGAAAAUUUCAUCUUUUGAAAUUGCUCGCGACAAUGCAUUCGGCACAAUUUGCCGUCACUCUCGGCUUAGGCCUCAGCGGCAUAUCUGUAGCUGAUGCUGCUGCAGCGCCUCACGUACGCGAUGUGGGUGCGAUCACGGCUCUGAGUGAUAACGAUUUGGCUGCAAACACGACCACUCGCACUACCAAUGGCAUUCUUCUUACGCCAUCCAACUUCGAGACAGCCGCUCAAAGAUGCUUGACUCUCAACGAAGAACUAUGGUCGCCGUCAGCCUCCAACUUCUCUCUAGGCUUGGACAAUGCGCUCUCAUUCACAGCUUUCAACAGCGCAGACAAUGGAUCGACUACCUACUGGAUUUCCUCGCCCGACCACCCAGAAUCAUGCAAUGCUAUCAGUGUCGACGGCACGGUGGUGCAGCAGCCAUGCACGACCACUGCACCUGGCCUGUGCACAAACUCCGGUCCACUCACGCAAGCCAACGAGACAUUUCCUAAGCCGGAGCUUCAAGUCACGGUGCAAUCUGGCAAGCAAAACAUCACUGGAUAUCGUGAUUUCUACACGUUCCAGUUCCGCGGGAUACGCUUCUCGCCCACAGUAGAGCGAUUUGGGUACGCGUCUCUAUACGAAGGCGAGGGCGAUGUAGAUGCAUUAUCGUGGGGACCGGGAUGCCUACAAGCUCCUGAGGCGCGCUGGCCUUUGUUGGAUGAAGAUUGCCACUUCCUGAACGUAUGGACCCCCUACCUAUCGCCCAAUCCAACCGAGCCCACGGAAAGGAAGAAGCUCAAAGCUGUCAUCAUCUGGAUCACCGGCGGUGGGAACACUGCGGGAACUGGCACCGACUGGGAGAAGGAGGGUGGCAAUCUGGCUUCGAGAGGCGAUAUUGUUGUGGUUUCUAUCAACUACCGACUUGGAAAUCUGGGUUUCCUGCCGUUCCAAGAUGGAGUGCACAAUGGAAAUUAUGCCAUCUCAGACAUGUACACCGCUCUAGAGUGGGUAUACAAAAACAUCGAAAACUUCGGUGGCGACCCAGAGCGCAUAACGAUUUGGGGUAAUUCCGCGGGUGCAGUCAAUGUUCGCAGCCUCCUCGCCAUUCCACAAGCCGAGGAAAUGAUCGCAGGUGCCAUCAUGCAAAGUGGGCCCGCGGAAACUGGUCCAGACUCUACCCCAGGCGUCCGCUACGAGGCCCCAUCAUUCUACACCAAUCGUACCGAGGAAAUUCUCAGCGAAAGCGGCUGCCUCGAUACCCCUGAUCCAGUCUCUUGUCUCCGAGAUUUCGAUGCUUCGAAGUGGUGGACAGAGACUGACCGCUCACCCCAAUUCAACUUCGCCGUCCGCGACAAUGUUUACCUUUUCACACGCGGACUUCCCCUGUCCGGACCCUUAGCCCACUCGCAUAACAUACCCGUCAUGUACGGCUUUCUCCGCGACGAAUGGGGUUAUCUGUUCCCCGAGUCUUCCAACUUCACUGCAAGCCUUGAAUACGCUGAGGCCGGCUUUAAAUUCCCCUUGUUGCAACUCGUCAACUCUUCCUUCUCCCCUGAACGUGAUCCCAGCUGGGCCAACUUCACAGAAGCGGAGAAGAAGAAAGCUGUCUUCGAUGCUACCUCUUUCCUCUCCACCGCCGCAAUUUUCAAGUGCCUUCCCCACGCGUUUGCGUACUCGGCUGUGAAGAACAACGUCUUCGACGCCGUGUACGAAUACCAGUUCAACAGGACUUACCAACCUACACGUUGGACUGACCUUACCCGCAUCCAAUGUGGUCGCGACAAUCCCAACCCUGAUCAGAUCGACUACUACAAGUGCCAUGGUGGCGAAGUUCCUUACAACUUUGGUAACAUUGCACAGCAAGGGUGGCCAGAACGCGAUGGGUAUGACAUGCCGUUCGCACGGUUGAUUGUGGAUGCCUGGAGUGCCUUCGUUCGAACUGGGAAGGCUGGUGUACCGGAGGAUGGAUAUCUUGAGGCGAGGGGCUACCUAGAGAGCAAGGCCAAGCUUGAAGAGGCCGGCGCAUGGACAGGAACUUCGGACGAGGCUAUGAGAUUGCAGUGGACUGGAAUUGGGCCGUAUAGUACUGAUGAGUACAAGAUCGGGUGUGAUGAGUUGGAUAUGUCCGAAGACUACUACGAGACUGUUGAUUUCUCGGGUGAUGAUUGAGCGGUGGUGCAGCGAGGGGGUGGGGAUGCAAAGGGUUGUUUGGAAAUUGCUGUGAGUCUUUGAAUACUAUGCUCGCAACUGCUCGCCACAAAAGUCUUCGAUAGUUACAAUGCAUUGUAUUAGAUAGAAAAUCCUAAAGAACUCACGACCAGAUUAUGAUCAUACAUAUCCCGUAGAAUCUCGCAUCAAAGCAGGAACCUGUCGAAAUUGUUCUGAGCUAUGAUUGGUCCGGAUGAUCCACAUCGUGAUUGGACAGACAACAUCAAUCUUUCACUAUUUCUACCAAUCGUACCUUGAGCAACUACGCUGAAGCGAUCAUGCAUCGCAGAUGGCCUUCGAAAAGAUAUUCAUGAGAGUCAUGACGUCGAAGAUAUAAACCAGCCCAAAUGAAAUGGAAUGGCCCCAGCUAAUGCCUGAACGCUGCGGAUUUUUCACUUCUGGGGCGCGACUACAUGAGAACUCUGCAUUAGACUGCGCCUACACAUAUAAUUUAAUUUUCCAAUAAUAACGGUGGCUGCAUGGGAAGGAGCUUGAGACAUUUUGAGCCAUUACGCUUGCCCUUUCUAAGUUUCCUGAGAUCUGGAGGGGGUGUGAGAAGUGAUGAUUCGCAAUUUUCGUGACUGACGCUUAUAUGCUGAAUGAAGACCCACAUAUAUCCGAUAUAUGUAUGCCCAUCUGUUGUAUCGGCCGUAACAUUCCAUGUAACGUGAUUCAUGAUGCUGGAGCCUGGUGCGGGGUUAAAGAC
Molecule: messenger RNA, 2942 nt
Organism: Periconia digitata
Lineage: Eukaryota; Fungi; Ascomycota; Dothideomycetes; Pleosporales; Periconiaceae
Source: the annotation of a GenBank genome assembly